This is a messenger RNA of Sinocyclocheilus anshuiensis, 5421 nucleotides long. RefSeq names its product interphotoreceptor matrix proteoglycan 1-like. Gene Ontology annotation, biological process: visual perception. The record is from RefSeq and is a predicted model, not a curated record. NCBI's taxonomy places the organism in Eukaryota, Metazoa, Chordata, Actinopteri, Cypriniformes, Cyprinidae.
AAUCUGUCACACAAUGUCAUGCCUCUACACCAAGACUGCACCUUAGUAGUCUUAGUAUCGUUUAUCAGUACCCCGCUCUCUCUUGCGUUCUGCUUUUUACAUUUACAGUUUUGUCUUCUGUCCGACACGAAAAUCGGUUUUCAUUUCCAGUUUCCUGCAUUUCCAUUUUCCAUUUGCAUUUUCAGGUCUCAGUGCUUGCCUACAAGGUCAGGGACCAUGAUGCCGUUUCCUGCUUUUCGAAAAAGGACUUAGCACCUGAAGUCUUGUGCUGUCUCAAUACAGCAUGGGGUUAGAUGUAAGACUUGAAGUCAGCAUGUCUUUGAAAUGUGGGCAUCUCUUCACACUGCUCUUCUUCAUUGUGUCCGUCACAGGAAUUCAAGACCGAAGCAGGCUAAAUCCAUCAGAGACCCUUCACACUAUCAGCUUAACAAACCUGCCAAACCCACCAAAGCAGAAUUCAGGGAUCAGGACUAUAUUUGAAAUGGAAAAGCAUCGCAUCAAGAGGUCAGACUUCUUCCACUCAGAGGUGAAAGUAUGUCCGCAGGAGACGAUGAGGGAAGUCAUAGCAAGCCACCAAACAUACUACACACUGAGAGUUUGCCAGGAGGCUGUAUGGGAGGCUUUCCGGAUCUUUCUGGACAGAAUUCCCAGCAGCUCAGAGUACCAGAAAUGGGUCCACAAAUGCCAGCAUGACUCUAUGUGUAUCUCAGAUCUCGCCAUGGAUUUCAGCAAUUCACAGGAACACAUAGACAUGGUCUACAGGAGGGUGAAUAUGAAUAGUGAAAAAUUAGAACGAAAUAUGACUGAAGAGCCAACAACUGAUGAAGCACCAAGAACGGAAGGCUCAGAAGAAGUCCUGACUGAAGCAGCAGUAGAAGAAUUUGUUCCCCCAGAUCUGUCUAGCACUGUCAGUACUACAACAGGCACCUCUUCUGCCUCACAGGAGUUGGAUCUUCACAAUGUGGUUCCUGAGCAGCCAGUACAUCAGGUCAUAGAGUUCAGCGUUAUACUAAUGGACUAUGGGUAUCAGGAGAUACUGAGAGACACCGAUUCACCUCAGUACCAUGACCUGUCAAGGCAUCUUCAGGAUCAGAUGCAACAUGCUUUUAAUGACCUACCUGGAUUUAUGGAUGUCCAAGUGUUAAGUAUUAGUGAGGCAGAAGCACCUAAAGGAGCUGGAGGACUAUCUGCAGUUUACUCAGCUGUAUUUGAGACUACCUUACCUUCCAGUGCUGAUGGAAAUCUGGACAUUGGCACGGCUGUUUCAUCUACAGGACCAAGUCUGAAGGAUAUGAUAGUUAAAGCACUGAGCAAAAAGGCAUCUCUUCUUGAUCUUAAUUCACUGACCUUUGAGACAGACAAAGACCAGCCUUCAACGAGAAUGCCUGUGACUGUUUCUGAAGACAUUAUAACUGAGUCCUUUGAUCAAGAUUCAUAUGGUGACCUCAGUUUUCCAACAAAAGGACCAAAGAUUGAAGUUCAAAUUUCAUCAGAUGAUGAUGAGACCAUUGUAGAACCAACUUUGGACACAGACAGCACCACGACAACAACAAAAUCAGAAUCAGAAACAGUUGAGCCUGAGAGUGACGCAGUCAUUAUACACCAGCUUAAAACUAUUCAAGGGGAAACUGGUGAACUCAUAACAGAGAUUUUUCAAGUUCCACCAGUAGAGGAAGCUCCUAGUGAGGAUGACAGCAAGCCAGUUGUUAUUGCUGAAAAAGACUACAAUUCGGCUCCAACAUCUUCAGCUACUGCCUCAGCAUUACCCCCGAGUGAAGAACAGCCUAAGACUACAGAGAAACCUACACCAGAUAGUGACUUUAGUCUAAACACGAUACCAGAAGAUAACAUCCCAUUUCACCCGGUAACCACCACCCACAUUUUGUUCACCACUGCAACAACCGUUAGUCCUAGGUCUGAACAACCAAAGUUGGCUGUCACAACUGACUUUAGCAUCACCCUGCAACCUUCAACUGAACCAAUUGAUCCAAUAACUGAAGUGACAGAUUCUAAUGAAAUUCCAGAGGUGCCUCAACCAGUGGACACUGGAACUGUAGUAAAGGAAGAAGAGACCAAAGUGGUGAUGCCUGAACCAAACGAAGAGACCAAGUCUGAGGUUGAUUUACCCAAGGUAAAGGUUGUGACAACAGAAACUGUAGAAGUAUCUGGACCUGAGAAAGCUACCAAUGUAACUGGAGAUGCUGUCGUUUUAGAAGACCAGGUAUUACGACCUGAAGAAGUAGAUGCUGUCAUUUUAGAAGACCAGGUAUUACGACCUGAAGAAGUAGAUGCUGUCGUUUUAGAAGACCAGGUAUUACGACCUGAAGAAGUAGAUGCUGUUGUUUUAGAAGACCAGGUAUUACAGCCUGAAGAAGUGACUGUAGUAACAGAAAUGCAUGCUGAGUAUGGCACAUUAGAGCCUGUGGGAACAGUUGUGCUACCAGAACCAGAGGAUGAGAUUGAAACAUCAACUAACCAGGAUGAAGUAUCAGAACCCGAGGAAAAAGCUUUAGAGCCAGAUCCAGAGGUCAUUAUAGAAUCGAAAGAAGAUGUUGAGGAGCAUAAAACUGAUGAGGAGAUUAAAGUGAAACAAGUGGAUGACGUUCAGGCAACCAGAAGGCCAGAAACUGAGACAGGACAACCUAAGGAGGAACUUCAUUUAACAGAAAAGGGUGAGGUGGUGAAACCUGAAAGAGAAGCUGAUGAAUCAGAACCUGCUGAAGUUACAGAAUAUGAAGGCAGCGUCAAAACUGAACAGCCUGCUGUGGAGAUCGCGAUUGAGGUCCCCAAAACCACUGAAGGUUCAACCAAACCUCCUGCAGAGAUGAUUAAGAUUAAACCACCUGAGAUUUCUGUCACAGAAACUUACCUUGUUGAGAAUGUUGACUAUUACCAACCCAAAGAAGGUGCUAAUUUGCCUUUUGUGCCAGUUGACAGGGUUCAACCAGGCACAGACAUUGGUAAACCUGAACAUGUGGAAGACUUUGGGGUGGAGGAUCAACUCUCCAAACCAGAGGUUAUUGAGGGAGUUUUUGAGAUACCAGAUCUGGUUACAGAGGGAAAAACCCUAAGACCAGAAGUGUCUGAUGUUUUCACUACUGUAUCAAGUGCCUCAGAAUCUCUACCUGAAGUGAUCACAGAAUCAGCUUCGAAGAAAGAUAAGGACUUACCAUCUGUUGUUGGGGAUACUAAGGAGCCACAGUUUGAAGAGAUGGAGGAAGACCAAGAAGAAGAGACUGCAUCACAACCCACGGAGACACUCGCAACUGAUCUACCUUUGACAACACUUUUUGAAGUAGUGCUAACAGAUGAAUCGGUCGUUACGCCAACCCCUUUGGAAAAGGAUUAUGAUUCACCAACUGAAAAAGUACAAUCAACUGUUGCCCAGGAGUUACCAUCUGUUGUUGGAGAUACCAAGGAGCCAAAGCUCACAGAGAUGGAGGAAGACCCUCCGACAGAAGAUCUCCUUGUAGAACAAGAAGAAGAGACUGCAUCACAACCCAUGGAGACACUCGCAACUGAUCUACCUUUGACAACUUCACCUGCAGACCUUAACAGUUUUGAAGUAGUGCUAACAGCUGUAUCUGUCGUUACGCCAACACCUUUAGAAAAGCAUUAUGAUUCACCAACUGAAAAAGUACAAUCAACUGUUGCCCAGGAGUUACCAUCUGUUGUUGGAGAUACCGAGGAGCCAAAGCUCACAGAGAUGGAGGAAGACACUCCGACAGAAGAUCUCCUUGUAGAAGAAGAGACUGCAUCACAACCCAUGGAGACACACGCAACUCAUCUACCUUUGACAACUUCACCUGCAGACCUUAACAGUUUUGAAGUAGUGCUAACAGCUGUAUCGGUCGUUACGCCAACACCUUUAGAAAAGCAUUAUGAUUCACCAACUGAAAAAAUACAAUCAACUGUUGCCCAGGAUGUUGAUUUUACGAAGACAGAAAAUGACAAAAUGCUGAAUGUGGAAACUCAGGAAGUUGUUCUAACAGAUGCAUCAGUCGUUACUCCAAUAUUUUUGGAAAAGGAUUAUGAUUCACAGACCGAAAAAGCACAACCAACUGUUGCCGAGGAUGUUAUAUUUGAGUCAGAAAAUGACCACGUGCUGGAUGUGGAAACUGAAGACCCAUUUAUUCAUUUAAAAGAGUUAGACCAAAUAGAUGUAGUAAGUACUGAGACCAUUGAUCUCUUGAGUUAUGACAAUGGAUAUUCUUUCCCAAAUGAAGGAUAUCCCUUGGAGACAACAAGAGCGCCAUCACUAAAGUAUUUCACAACUCCUUCUAUGACCACAGCUAACAAAGACAAAGAACUAGUUGUGUUUUUCAGUUUGCGUGUCACAAACAUGCUGUUCUCUGAAGAUCUUUUCAAUAAGAGCUCUGCAGAAUACCGAUCGUUGGAAAACACAUUUGUUGAACUGCUACUCCCAUAUCUACAGUCUAACCUAACAGGCUUUAAGAAGUUAGAGAUUCUAAACUUCAGAAACGGAAGUGUGGUGGUCAAUAGCAAGGCAAAAUUUGCCAAGUCUGUGCCGUACAACAUUACUCAGGCUGUCCAGCACGUCUUGGAGGAGUUUUGUAAUGCUGCAGCCCAGCAUUUGGACAUAAAGGUUGACAGCCAUUCCCUAGACAUAGAACCAGCUGAUCAAGGUGACCCUUGCAAGUUUCUUGCCUGCAACGAGUUUUCCAAAUGCGUGGUAAACCUCUGGACAAAGGAAGCACAAUGUUUAUGUGACCCAGGCUACGUGACGGUGGAUGGACUGCCAUGUCGGAGCCUCUGCGUGGUCCAGCCUGACUUCUGUCUCAAUGGAGGAGAGUGUGAGAUUGUACGGCAUGGUGCCGCUUGCAGAUGUCCUGUAGGUAAAUUCUGGCAAUUUAUCGGGGAGAGAUGUGCAGAGCUGGUCUCCGUGACACUAGACCCCUUUCUUUCCCUAGUGUGCCUCGUGGGCGCGCUCACCUUUCUUUAUGCCAUCAUUUCUCUCUUGUUAUACAUGUGCAGGAAAUGUGUACGGACCAGAAAGACACUAACUCUAGUAGGCAGAGACCAGACCACCGUACCAGGCCUGACGAGUUAAUCACAGAAGAUUUACACAUUAUAAUCACUGUCACUGAGAGGUGGGACGUCCGAUGGUGCUUAUCCAGACAUUAAAAGACGUUUGAAAAGACUUCCCAUGAUCCCACAACCCCCGAAGGCUGUAGAAUGAGUGGCCAAACAUCCUGAACAGAUGGAGAGCCAAGCUGAAUGGUUAUGUAACCUGUCGUUCUCAUAAGAACAUCAAGAAAUGAGCUGGUUGAAUGUUUUCACAUGGCAGAAAGCAUUAUGGGUUUCCUCACAAUGAGGGAAUUAUUCUUCUGUUUGAUCAUAAUGAAUACACAAGUUUCACACGGUUCAAAAAUUCUAUGGAACAUCAUUUUGUUUUGGUGU